AUGCCGUUCUUAUCUGAGACUGCCAGCGCGAUUAAGAGCAGGUUCGGUUUCCAGGACCACUCCUCCGAAUCACUUCCGCUGGUUCAGAGCACUCCGGAUCUUCUGAAAUCUGCCGUCAAGGACCUCGCGCAAAGCUCCAUAGUUCGAAACCUAAGCGAUUGGGAUGACGAGAAUGUAGUUGGACCGAGUAGCGCCGCCGUCUGCUCGUCUCAGAGCUUUGAAUUCUGUGAGGAUCCUUCCUUCUGGAAAGAUCACAAUGUGCAGGUUAUAAUUAGAAUGCGUCCUCUCAGCAACUCUGAAAUAUCGGUUCAAGGGCAGGGAAAGUGUGUUAGGCAAGAGAGUUGUCAAACAAUUACAUGGACUGGACAUCCUGAGUCGCGGUUUACUUUUGAUGCCGUCGCUGAUGAGAACGUUAGCCAGGAGAAACUCUUCAAAGUAGCUGGUUUGCCAAUGGUAGAAAAUUGCAUGGGAGGCUACAACAGCUGCAUGUUUGCUUAUGGUCAGGCUUUUGUAAAAGAAGUUGUAUGUUUUAUCUGGACUUUUUCUUCUUAUUUGGAUUAUGAGAAUGAAAUACACGUGCGGUCACUAAAAGUAAUUGGUUUUGCUCAGACUGGAAGUGGGAAGACACACACCAUGCUUGGUGACAUUGAAGGGGGAACUAGAAGACACAGUGUCAACUGCGGGAUGACACCAAGAAUUUUUGAGCACUUAUUUUCUAGGAUUCAAAAGGAAAAAGAGGCUCGGAGAGAUGAAAAGUUAAAAUUUAAAUGCAAAUGUUCUUUCUUGGAGAUAUACAAUGAACAGAUCCUUGAUCUUUUGGACCCAUCAUCUAACAAUUUGCAGAUAAGAGAAGACAGUAAGAAAGGAGUUUAUGUAGAAAAUCUUAAGGAAAUAGAAGUAACUUAUGCUCGAGAAGUUAUUCAACUACUUAUUCAGGGAGCUGCGAACAGAAAGGUAGCUGCCACUAACAUGAAUCGGGCAAGCAGCCGUUCCCAUAGUGUAUUUACUUGCAUCAUUGAGAGUCAGUGGGAAUCUCAAGGAGUGACUCACUUUCGGUAUGCUCGACUCAAUUUAGUUGAUUUGGCUGGAUCUGAGAGGCAGAAGAGUUCUGGUGCUGAAGGCGAACGCCUUAAGGAAGCUACUAAUAUCAACAAAUCUCUUUCAACCUUGGGGCUUGUGAUUAUGAAUCUAGUAAGCAUAUCUAAUGGGAAGUCGCUCCAUGUGCCAUACCGUGAUUCAAAGCUAACAUUUUUACUUCAGGAUUCUCUUGGAGGGAAUUCAAAAACAAUCAUAAUUGCAAAUAUAAGCCCCUCUAUUUGUUGUUCACUCGAGACAUUAAGCACAUUGAAGUUCGCACAACGUGCCAAAUUUAUUAAGAACAAUGCAAUUGUAAAUGAGGAUGCGUCUGGAGAUGUCAUUGCCAUGAGAAUUCAAAUUCAGCAACUUAAGAAAGAAGUAUCCCGUUUGCGUGGUCUAGUUGCUGGAGGAGAAAUUCAAGAUAAUGACAAUUCAGUAAUCAGCUUUCCAGGUUCUCCUGGAUCCUUCAAGUGGGAGGGUGUGCCAGGAUCAUUCAGUCCGUUAACAACAUCUGUUAAAAGGAUAUCCCAGAAAAAAGACUAUGACAUUGCCCUUGUUGGCGCCUUUAGAAGGGAAAAAGACAAAGAGAUGAAAUUACAAGCAUUAAGAGAUGAAAUUCAAGCGUCCAUGAAGCUGGUGAAACAAAGAGAAGAUGAGAUACAAAGCUUGAAGAUGAGAUUACGUUUUCGAGAAGCUGGAAUAAAAAGGUUGGAAGCAGUUACUUCUGAGAAGAUCUCAGCUGAGACACACUUGUUGAAAGAAAAAGAGGAGAAUUUGAAGGAAAUUGAGGUCUUGCGAGCGCAGGUUGACCGGAAUAAUGAAGUAACUAGGUUUGCUAUGGAAAAUUUGCAGCUAAAAGAAGAAAUUAGAAGGCAUGUCUUAUUGAUACAGCAAAAGUUGAAGUCAUUUUGUAUGGAAGGAGAACGAGAACAGAUGAGUGAACAAAUCAUGGUAUUGGAAAACAAGUUGUUGGAAGCACUAGAUUGGAAAUUCAUGCAUGAAUCCGAUUUGGUAAUGGUUCAGAAAGCAAAUUCUGAUCCGAUGAUGGAAGAUGUCCAUAAUGAUGGUAAUCUCAUCUCCAAACUGGUAGUAGGCAGUGGUAGACAAUAUGGAACGAGGAUUUUACUUAACAUUCUUCGUUUCUUUCAUCGCGAGUCAAGUCCGAAAUCGCGUUGGCAGUCUUCCCUUAGGGAGGAAAAUGAGUUUCUUCGGAUUCAGGCUAUACAAAACCAGGCAGAAGCGGAUACAAUUUGCAAAAAGCUAGAGGCUUGCCUUGAAGAGAAAGAAAAACUAAAAAGUCAUGUCGAUGAUUUGACGGAAAAAUUAGAACAAGAGAAAUCCCGAACAGUUAAUGAAGGAAAGCAGCAAAUGGACCUUCAAUCAACAACCGAUAUACCUGUCAUUAGUAGCAAUGACCAACUGGAAUUGAAGGCAAUGGUUGAUGCAAUAGCUGCUGCUAGUCAAAGAGAAGCAGAGGCUCAUGAGACAGCAAUUAUGUUGGCAAAGGAGAAUGAUGAACUAAAGAUGAAGCUUAAAACCUUGAUUGAGGAUAAUAGUAAACUGAUUGAAUUGUAUGAGCAAGCUGCUGCUGAGAAUAUUAAUAGAAAUGUUCAUAAAGGGGAGGAUACUCAAGAAAUUGCUUCCCAGAUUGACAAUGGUAGCUUUUCUCUUGAAAUAACAAAAGAGACUGAGUUGAACGGCGUGGUUGAGAAUCUCCAGCACCAGUUAAUGGAAAUGAAUGAAGAAAAUGAAAAGCUGAUGAAUUUGUAUGAAAGAGCCAUGCAGGAAAGGGAUGAUCUAAAAAGAACUCUUUCAUGUAUUGGACAUGAAAGAGUUGAAACUAAGAGAGACGUGGACUGCCCAGAAAAGCUUGUUGAAGUUGAUGGUGGGGAAAGAGACUCGAGAGUAGAUAUUUCGCAGGAGGUGCGGGAUGGAAGUGAAAAUAAAUAUGAACCCACUUCGUCUGGAUCUGAUAUGGACGUUGAGUGUGAUGCACAUGAACAAGAAAAGCUUUUGAAGGGUGACAGCGAGGCUGAUGUACUGAUCAACUCUGAGAAGAAAUAUGAGGUAUCAGAUCUUAGUGAAGCAAAGUUAUCAGAGGAAUUAAGUUGUGCUACAAAGAAUCUCGAAAGAGUUGAUGAACAUAUAUCAGAUGCGGUCAAGGCUAUAGCUUCACUUGGUUGUGCUGAAAAAGCAACGGUCCAAGUUGAUGAGCUCUCGAGAGAAAUUGAGGUUACAGAGCAUGAUAUUCACAUCAAGCGUCAGCAGCUCGAAUCUUUGAAGCUUAUGCUCUCUGAAGCCCAUGAAAGAAAAAGAAUUGUUGAUAAAAAGUUUUCUGCGCUCAAAUAUUCAUUAUCAAACUUUACCUCGACAUUUUCUUACUUUGUGCAACGGGAAACACGGGCCAGAGCAGUUGUGAAGGACUUGACAUCUCAUCUUGACCAAAAGAAACGGAAACUGUCUGAUCUUCAAGCUUCCAAACAGGGACUGGAGAAUGCUAAAGAAAAGAACCAAGAAUCGGAAGUUGAAUUGACGAAAAAUAUUACACGCAUCAAAUUGAAAUUGGAGGAAGAGAAUCGCAAGCACGAAGGUGAAAAGGUUCUAUUUGCCGUUGAAAACAGACAGAAUAUAGAUUGCUCGCUCAAAAAUUUGCAAUUUAGUUGUAAAGCCACCGAUUUACUCAAGUUGGAGGAAGAGAAAACAAAAUUGCAAGCAGAGAUUAAGCUUUCUCAAGAGAAACUCGGGGUCAUAAAAAAGGAACUAGGAAAUCUAAACAAGAAGGGAGCAAAUAUAGAGAGCCAGAUAGAGGCUGUUCAACAGGAAAUAAAGCAAUGCUUGAGGAACACACAGGAGAAAGAACUUGCACUUGAACGUGUGAUAAAAGAGAAAGAGAUGCUCUUCGAGUUUAGAGAUAAUGGUAUGUCUGAAAUAGAGCAUAUGAUUAUUGAACUCCAGCAAAAUGUGUUUGACUAUGACCUAAAGGAGGGUGAAAUGAAGAUUCUAGGAGAAGAAUUGCAGAUGGAUUUGAUAAGAGCCGAAGAGUUACAGACAGCUAGGGUCACAGCUGCCAAGAACAAAAACAGUUUUCUUUCUUCCAUUUCUUAUUCAGGCAUGUUGGAGAAGUUGGAGGAGGAGAUGCAAAAUCUGCGAACACUUAUUCAGGAAACAAAAUUGUUGCUGGAAGGCAUUUCCCAUGCCACCUGA
Messenger RNA from Sphenostylis stenocarpa, 4281 nucleotides. NCBI's taxonomy places the organism in Eukaryota, Viridiplantae, Streptophyta, Magnoliopsida, Fabales, Fabaceae. The record is from the annotation of a GenBank genome assembly.